UUCAACAGACAGUACAGACACAAAGGGACCGGGACGACGAUAACCUUAUCUGUGUAUUUUUCUUGAGAAUAUUAAUCCACAUUAUUAUAGUAAAUUAACCGAAUAAUGUUUUCAAACAGCACGCAGAGAAAGUAUUGGACAUUUUCUGACGAAAAUGAACUGCAGAGACUUCGCGAUGAAGCUAAUCAGAAAUACACAAAGGCUCACAAAAUGAAAGAGGGCGAGGAGUGGCUUUUCCUGUCCUCUGCUGAGGAACGGGUGCUGCUGCUUCAUUAUCAGUUGCAACUGCGAGACUUCUGCCGCAAGUUCCAGCCCGCCAUGCCUCGUGCAGUCGCCGGCACUGCUUUUCACUAUUUCAAACGUUUCUACCUUAACAACUCUGUCAUGGACUACCAUCCUAAGGAGAUCCUGGUGACAUGUGUGUUCUUGGCAUGUAAGGUGGAAGAGUUCAACGUUUCUAUUCACCAGUUUGUGUCCAACAUCAAAGGUGACAGGGAAAAGGCUUCGGACAUCAUCAUCAACAAUGAGAUGCUGCUAAUGCGCCACCUCAACUAUCAACUGACUGCGCACAACCCUUUCCGCGCUGUUGAAGGCUCCCUCAUCGACAUCAAGACUCGCAGUCAGCUGGUGAACCCAGAGAGGCUGAGGCCGGGUGUGGAAGACGCUCUGGACAAAUUACAACUGACCGAUUGCUGUCUGCUGUUCGCUCCUUCGCAGAUAGCACUGGCAGCCAUCCUACAUUCUGUCAGCAAACUGCAGGAAAACCUCGACUCCUUUGUCACUGAAGUCCUCCUGGGUCCUGAGCACAAGGAGUACAUCCACCACAUCAUCGAGAUUAUUCGGAAGAUAAGGUCAAUGAUCAGAAGCUAUGACCCUCCUUCACGAGACAUCAUCAAAGGUCUGGAGAAGAGGCUGGAGAGGUGCCGCAACCAAGAGAACAAUCCGGACAGUCAGAUCUACAAAGAGAAGAUGAGAGAGAAUGUAGAUGAUGAAGAUUUCGACAUGGGACCUAGAGUACACACAGAAGGUGAAAAACCCAAAACAGGGCUACAUGGUAUCACUAGUUUGAGCUCUAAUUCGAGUUAGUAUUUGCGGCCAUUCAAUUCUGUUAAUGUACUUUUAAGGAAAUUUUAAGAAUGCUUAUAAAAAAUUAUAUCCUGUAAUAGUGAACAAUAAUAUAAUUCACAUUUUCAUAUUCAGUUCAAUGUUCAGAAAACACUAAAUUAUGGGUCUUUGUUCAAAGUGAGAUCUAUAAAAGUGGUUUUUUAUGUCAAGAUAUUGCCAUGACAACAUUCAGGAUAAAAUGACAAAAGUAAGAAUACAAGGUUUUGGAUAAUAUGGAAACUGUACUAAGAUUUUAUGAAUGAGAUUUACUUUCUGAAACAUUGAAUCAAAAAGAGAUUGUAAGAUUCUACUUAUGUAUCAUCCAGUUCAGAGCUGAAAGAUUGUAUUUUUUUACACCUUAAUCAAAUAUUUUGAAAGUUAUUAUGCCUAUAUUUUAGCAUUCAAAGUUUAGCCGCAAAUUUGACGUAUUGACAUUAGUUUUCUUUGAAAACAAAAUCUACAUAUACAAGUAUUUAUUCUAUUAAUUGUAUAACCUAGUUAGUUGCAAAUGCCAAUGUAUUACUUUUAUUACAAGGGUUGUCUCAAAAGUAAGUUCACUAUUCUUUUUAAAUAUAAAAAUUAAAGAUAAAAGGUAUAUUUUAAAAACUGUGUUAAAACUUAUUUUUCUAUUUAAAAAUCAAAAGAGCUAUUAAAAAAGGUGAUAACUACAUAAUGUUUUUCAAUUCAGCAUUAUAACAUUCUUCCUUCACACUAAUUAGACAACUUGUCUCAAAUCAUCCUCGUUUGUGAAGCAUCUUUCCCAAAUAUGUUUUUUCAGAAGUGGAAUUCAGGGAAAGGGGGUGGUUUGGUCCAAAGUCAAGUAUGAGUUAGGCUGAUGUUCAAAAGCAUUUCAUAAAACUUCUCAAGCAAGUCUUAAGUCUUGAAGAGCAGUUUGUGGAUGAGCAUUUUCUUGGAACAAGCUGUUUUAGUCAACUUCCCCUUGUGUUGGUCUAGAUUGUCCUGAUUUAUUGCAAUACCUUACAAUAGCUUGCAGCUAUCAUUGUGGUCUCAUAGGAACAUAAAUUUAUCAUCAUCUUAGAAUCUCAACAUAGCCAUGUAUUUUUUCCAGAUUAUACAACUUUUCUUUUUUUGUGUGUUGACUUUCCUUUUCUUUUGGAUUUGGGCUUCCAGUAAUUAAUCCCUUUUUCGUCCCUGAUCACUAUUCAGUUGAAUAAACUAUCUUGCUCAUUUAAAGUUGCAGUCACUCUCCGCUGCUUGUGCUCUAAGCAGGUUCACAACCCACCUUGCAUAUAAUUUUCAUAAAUGCAUCAUCUUAGAUCACAUCUCUGAGGAUGAAAUAUCUGAGAAAGGCUUUUAGAUCAGCAACUUCCAACGUCUCUAACAACACUCAAGGGACAGGAAGUGGAGGAGUGGUGGUUGUUCGUAUAUUCAUUGUGUAAUGUUAUUCUCCAUUCUAUGAAUGAUCGGCUUCAAUGAGAAGCCAUUCGGUUUUUAAAUAACAUUAUUAUCGUAAACAAUACAUUGUGCAAUGAGUUUCAAUCACAUUUAAAUUUUUGUCUAUCGAAAAACAAACAACACUACAAACUUUGCAAUCGCCAGUAUGAAAAAGUAGUUCUUCCAUAGUUGUUGGAUUGCCUGUUCAAUCUACGAGGCACGUUGUAAUUUCAUUGCUGCCACUACACCCAAACUCAAGUUCCCUGUUACUUCUGAAAUUUUCCCAUCUACCAAACGGAUUAAAACAAUAGUGUGAUUUACUUUUGAGACGACCCUCGUAAACCAAUUAUUGGCAUUGCUUAGUAUGAAAUUUUGUUGGAAGAUUAGUUAACAUCCAAACUGUUAUCUUGUUUUGAUGUUAUCAACUUACAGGUGUGAAAUUAAUAUAAAAUGUAUUUAUUAGAUUAACUUGUUUUGUGUUGUAAAUCAGUCAAUAUAAUGUAGUCAGAGAUGUAUUUAAGUCUAGGGGGGUUUCCUACCCAAUCAAACUUUAAUAGGGUAAUUUUCCUUUAAACUCUUAAAAUCUUGCAGAUGAAGGUUAGAAUGCUUUGAAUAGAUGAGAUGAGAAAUAUUUCAUCAUGUUUUUGAUCGUUUACAAUGUCAACAUUGUUCUUUAUUUAUAUUCUUAUUGAUUAUAAACAGCUUGAAUGACGAGUUAUCCUUUAAUAUUGUGUUGAUAUAUUUGUGUGUGCUUAUUGCAUUUCAUUUAAAUAAAGAGUAGACCUCAAAUAAGCUGUAAUUCGAUGAACUAUUCAUCUAAUCUAUUCAAAGCAUACAUAACCUGUAACUGCAAAUUUUACGACUUUAUUAUGACAUCAUUUGAUGCAAUAAUGGUGGUAAACCUCAAAGACUUCUGAGAGUAGUAGUACUUCCGCUGGUAGUAACCGUGGAACAAAUGUUAAAUAUAACUGAAGGUCUUUGACAUUUUAACUCAUAAGUUUCCAUAAUAGAUGGAAAUAUAUUGUCCUUUUUGACUUCCAAAUUAUAUAAACGGAAAAGAUUGUAUAUUAACAAUCAAGUAAAGUGUAUAUUUUUGUCUUGGAUGCAAUAAUGGAUGUGUGUAUGUGUGUGUGUGUGUGUGUGUGUGUGUGUGUGUGUGUGCGCACACUUGUGUAUAAAAUAAUGUCUGUUACAUGUCUAAACUACUAUCUUGCUACUUUUGUUCUUGAUCUUUAAUAACAUAGUGUUGUGAUUUUCCAAGUUAUAGCCAUUGUAAAAAUCUAAUUCUAAAAUUUUUUUAUUUUAUCUUAAAUUUAUAAUAAAAUCAAUUGUAAUGUAGACAAAUAUUGAUUAAUUACGCGUAAUAAUUGAGACACCUACAAAUUUGUAUAAUACAAAUUCUUGAUAUUUCAGGCCAAUUUUCUAAAUCAAAGUAUAUUUUCAAAUAAAUUUAAAAAGUGAUGCAUUACAGUAUUUCAAAAAUUGGCUUUAAAUGUAUCAAUGAGAUAAAUGCGAAAAAAUUAUGAAUUGAAAUAAUCACACUAUGCAGAUUUUGAUAGCGUGUAAACCACCAUUGUUUUGUCAGCAACAUGAUAAUUCAAUCCUAGAGUAGGAUUCUUGACCUCAUUAAUGUUCUCAAUUAAGGGUUUGUUUAUUGCUGAUUAAUCACUUGUAUGACUAUCAUUUAGUUAUUCAUAUAAAUUGAUAAGUUUUGAAAACUAUGGUAAUCUCAGCCAUGUGUUUGUACCAUCGACAAUGUUUUUAUGGUUAUUAUGUCUCUUAAUGUGUAUAAUAUUUAAUCUGUGCCACUAUCUCAAGUUAAGACUGAAACUUUUAAUGUUUAUGUUUAUAUAAUGUAUUUAUAUUGUAAAAAUGUAAUAUUAUUAUAUGUAGUUUGUAAAUUUAUCUUUUCCUACAACGUUAUGUGUAUAUAAAUAACAUGUGUAUUAAAUAUUUUUUACUUCCUUAA
Messenger RNA from Homalodisca vitripennis (glassy-winged sharpshooter), 4468 nucleotides. RefSeq names its product cyclin-H (gene CycH). The coding region runs from base 106 to 1086 and encodes 326 amino acids. Gene Ontology annotation, biological process: DNA-templated transcription; regulation of transcription by RNA polymerase II; regulation of cyclin-dependent protein serine/threonine kinase activity. Lineage: Eukaryota; Metazoa; Arthropoda; Insecta; Hemiptera; Cicadellidae. The record is from RefSeq and is a predicted model, not a curated record. The transcript is spliced from 6 exons. Gene Ontology annotation, molecular function: cyclin-dependent protein serine/threonine kinase regulator activity. Gene Ontology annotation, cellular component: transcription factor TFIIK complex; nucleus.